GUAUUUACAUUUAUUAUUAUUAUUACUAGAGCAAAUACACAUUUAUGAAGCCUAUUACAUAUUAAGUCACUUUUCAAUUAUUAUCAUUAUCUUCACGAAUGGAUUUUCGUCGGAGUUUAUAUGAAGGAUACAAAUUGCUUCACAACAAGUUAUAUAAAGCCAAGAGUGUCAGCGACUUUGAAACUACUGGAAAGCUUACUCCCAAAGAAUUUGUUGAUGCCGGAGAUGAACUGACGCAAAAGACUCCGGUUUGGCAGUGGGUGGGUGGAUCGGAAAACGUUCAAGAGUACUUACCGGCUAAUAAAAAAUGUUUGGUAUAUCAUCGUGCAUCUUGCUUACAACGUGCUCCAAAUGGUAAUAAUCUCAUAGAAAGCAUGGAGGAAGUAGGUGAGGAUGGCUUUGUGCUGACUAAAGCUGCACUGAGUCAACCGGUAACAGCAUGUCCAGAUGAAAAGGUAAUUACCUGGGACGAUGAUGAUGAUAUUGGUGAUAAAACGGAUGACGAUGAGGUGGUAUUACCUCCUGCUUAUGAUAACAAGCGCCGCGUAUAUGAUGUUUACAUUGUCUAUGAUAAGUAUUAUGAAACUCCUCGCAUCUAUUUAGUUGGUUACUCUGGAGACCAUAUGACACCACUUACAACCAAUCAAAUGAAAGAGGAUGUUUAUCACUCCAAUUACGGAAAAACUGUGACGAUUGAUUCGCAUCCUGUCCUCGGUAUACCAUGUAUAAGUAUUCAUCCUUGCAGACAUGCUGAAACAAUGUCUCGCCUAAUAAAAUAUAUGAAACUCAAACACGAAGCGCAAAACAAAAAUACAGACAAAGAAAAAAUCUUUCAAUUUCCGGUUCAUUUAGCACUUUUCCUAUUUUUAAAGCUUAUAUCCUCAGUCGUUCCUACAAUUCAGUAUGAUAUUUCCGUAGGAUUUGAUAUUUGAAUUAUUUUAUUAUACUCCAUGUCUAAAAAAUAAAUAAAUAAA
Molecule: messenger RNA, 974 nt
Organism: Phytomonas sp. Hart1
Lineage: Eukaryota; Euglenozoa; Kinetoplastea; Trypanosomatida; Trypanosomatidae
Source: the annotation of a GenBank genome assembly